CGUGUUGUUGUGGGCGGGGCCAGAGCAGCAGCAGGGAGAGGAGAGGAUGCUAACCUCGCAGCAUGUGAUGACUGAGUCCUGAAGACCGUGGGGGGUCUGGUGGCACUUGCAGCAGGCGCCCAGCUUAGAUGAAGGAUGAAGAGCCCGGUGCACAGAUGCAGGGACGUGGAGCAUGGACGUGGACAGAGCGGGACCGGGACGGUGUCCACCUUCCUGCAGGCUGAGCAACGCAUCCCCAUCUCCAAAGAUGUCAUCACUUCCUCCUCCGCCUCGGCAAUGUGGUUCAUCAGGGACACCUGCGGCAUCGUGUGCGCCGUCAUCACGUGGAUGCUGGUGUUGUACGCCGAGUUCGUGGUGCUGUUCGUAAUGUUGCUCCCCUCCAAGAAUCUGACGUACAGCAUCGUGAACGGGACGUUGUUCAACACGCUGGCCUUUCUCGCCCUCGCCUCACACCUCAGGGCCAUGUGUACUGACCCUGGUGCCGUGCCAAAGGGGAAUGCCACUAAAGAAUACAUAGAAAGCCUUCAACUGAAACCAGGACAGGUGGUCUACAAAUGUCCAAAGUGCUGCAGCAUCAAGCCUGACCGAGCGCACCACUGCAGUGUCUGCAAAAGGUGCAUACGGAAGAUGGACCACCACUGUCCGUGGGUCAACAACUGCGUCGGGGAGAACAACCAAAAGUACUUUGUGCUUUUCACGAUGUACAUCGCACUCGUCUCUCUUCAUGCUCUGCUCAUGGUGGUCUUCCAUUUCCUCUACUGCUUUGAAGAUGAUUGGACCAGGCAUCGAGCGGCUGAAGGGGGAGACGGGGAAGUGGGGGAAGGUUCCCUGCUGGGAGGCCAUGAGGACGGCGUUCGGCGGGCCCCUCUCCCUGUCCUGGUGCAGCCCCUUCUCAGGCCUGAGCUGCCGGCGCGGCCCCCCGGACCACGUCCCCGUCCCGCAGGGGGACAUCGUGGAGGAGGACGUCAUCACCAUCCCGCUGGACUGACCGGUCCGGGUCCGGACCCGGGUCUCCUUCUGGAUCUCCGUCAGGUCACGAUCACUGACCAGAAACCACCGAAGAACUCGUGGUAUCUUUCCUCCGUCUGCAGGAUCUGCAGAUAUUAACCAAACUUUAGUGUCUUUGUUUUCUACGGAAGAGUAUUAGGGCCAGGCAGGAGAAAAAUAAAAAUAAUAUUGGAGAGGAGGAAGAUUUUUUUUUUUUAUUAUGCACUUCAAGAAAAAAGUCAAAAUGUCGAGAUUAAUGUUGAAGUACAAUUUUGAGAAAAAAGUCAAAAUGUAUUUCAACUUUAUUCUCCAAAUUAUAUUUAUUCACGAAAUUUUGACUUUAUUCACGAAAUUUCAACAUUCACAAAAUUGUAUUUCAACAUUAUUCUCGACAUUUCUAUUUUUUUCUCGAAAUUUCGACUUUACUCACGAAAUUUUGACUUUAUUCACGAAAUUUCGACUUUUUUCUCGAAAUUGUAUUUCAACAUUAAUCUCGACAUUUCGACUUUUUUCUCGACAUUUCGACUUUUUUCUCGAAGUGCACAAUAAAAGCAAAUCUUCCCCUCUCAAAUAUUCUUUCUCCUGCAUGGCCCUAAUACUCUUCUGUAGUUUUCAUGAACAUCCAAUGAGGGAAUGUAAAUGUGCGUGGAGAGCAGUGACCCCUGAACCCCGGUUCAUGGGGGUAGACACCACAGCGGAGAUCCCAUCCACCUGAAGGGUUGGUUCAGCAGCCGUCCAGGUUACUGUCUUCCAGACGGCAACAACACGUGUGUCGGCCUCUGUACCCGGCAGCUGUUCAGUCUCCUGCUGAAGAGGAGUCCCAACCAGAACAAUGCAGACGACAUGGCGGCUCUAGUGGCGCUUUUCCACUAAUACCUACUCACCCUGACUCGCUUCCACUCGGUUUGGUUCUUUUCCAAAAGAUUGGUCGGGGGGUUGGAGUCAGACGUCUGAGUCAGGAGGAGGAAAUCAGAGAAAGAGACUCUGACGGAUUCUUGUUCAUUUUAUUCCACAGGCAAAGGCAGCAAAAGUCUGUUUCAUGAUCCAACUCGGCUCCAGCUGACUUUUCAGCAGCGCAGAGACAAACAAACAAAGAAAAUUAAAAAGCGUUGCCACUUGAAGUUUCUCUCACUCUCAUUUUUUAACUUGAUAUCAAACACAAGCCACAGACCCAGCAGCACAUCUAUCAUCUCCUCCAGGUUCUACAUCUUUAGUGUUAUUGUCUUCUUCGUUUGGAUACACAAUCAAAUACGUCACAGCAGCUUCAUUCCAACCUCCUACUUCUGCUCCAGGUGCUUAAUUGUAGUGGAAAAGAAACCAGGCAGAGUUGAGUAGAGCCGAGUAGGUGCUGGUGGAAAAGUGCCACUAUUGGCGCUUUUCCACCAGUACCUACUCAGCCCGACUCGACUUGCCUUGCCCUCGUUUUCAAUACGCAGAUCAGAAGUAGGAUGUUGGAGCGAAGCUGCUGUGACGUAUUUGAUUGUGUGACACAAACGAAGAAGUAAAGGCGCUAAAGACAUAGAACAUGGAUGAGUUGAUAUAUCUGCAGCGUUUUCUGUGGCAUUUAUUUGAUAUAAAUUUAAAACAAUGCCAUUGGUCUUCGAAAAGAAUGAACAAGAAGCCGUCAGAGUAGGGCUGGACGAUAUGGCAAAAAAAGUGAUCACGAUUUUUUUUUCCCAUAUUGAACGAUCUCGAUUUUUAAUCACGAUUUUUUUUAAAUCAGAAGAUCCCCCCUCCCUUCUGGAAUAAAAUAGAAAGAAACCAGAGAUUAGUUUUUUUUUCUAUUAACAAAUAAAGCAAAUAGCAUGUUUUAACAAGAGCCAUAUAGAAAAUGGCACAACAAACAGGUAGUUUUAAGCAGUUUAAAAAGGUUUCAAGUAGUUUUAGCAGACAAAAAAAAAUGUCAUGAUCAUUUAAAAUGUAAACCAACCAAAAAAUGCGGUUGUUCACAGUUUUUCAUUUAUUUUGCCUUUUUUUUUUUCACAAUUGCAUAGAUAAAAUUACAAUGACAUUAUUAACAACAAAAACAGUAAACUCAUGAGUUGAGCCACUGUCAAGCAGCUAGCGAUGCUGUUGCUUAAAUUGACCAAAAGGUGGCUCUUUAACAUCACAGUUUGUGCACUGUGCGUGACUCUGACGCUGGUUAGUAAUUAAGAAGUUAAAACUCACUUAGCCAGCAGAAACGGCAGUAGGAGCAUUUAUUACAUUUAUUAACUGUACACCGCUAUUAUGAGAGGUUAUUUCUCACAGUAUUAGCCUAAAGGGACUUAAGGCUGAUUUAUGGUCCCGCGUUACACCAACGCAGAGCCUACGGCGUAGGGUACGCGGCGACGCACACCGUACGGCGCGCGUCGCAACGCGGUUGGGCUUUCUUUUUAAUACGAACUGAUUAAACUGAUUACAUUCUGUAGUGGAUAGCCUGAGUAAUAAGGACGUACCGUUUUUAUGGUGACAAAAGAAUCAUCUGCUGAGCUCUGCUUGUUGCCUCCGACACAUUCACUCCGCUGAGCGCGCACACACACACGCACACACACACACGCACACACACACCCAUGUCGGGGCCGCGGAGUUUCUCCCGGUGAUCAGUAAUUUGUGUACAAGCAGAGCGAAUCACAACUUUAAUGAGUGCGGUUCAGUUUGACAUUAUUGUCAGUCUAUGAGAAAAACAUUUCAUUUUAUUAAAAUCGAAAAAAUAAUAUUUAUAGGCUAAAAAAAUAAGCGUCAUUAAAGUAGCCGGCUGGAACUAAUCGAGUAGUCGGCUAUAUGGCCGGCAGCCGGCGCUUGUGGAAAGCCCUGCUUUAAGGAACGGACCAGAAUUAUGCAUGGAAUGGUGAAUAAACGUAAAACACAGAGCUACGUACGUCUCCCGUCUGGAUCCUUACCGACUGCCGCGGCAUGUCAUGCGCAUGAUCAAUUAAUGCAGACAGCGCGGUGCCAGGAAAGCGGGUUGCGAUUGGUUGUCGUGCACUUUGCUGCAGCAUGUUUUGCACGUGAUCGAGAAAGUAGACCCACAGCUGAUCACCGUGAUCGAACUUGAUUUGAUCGCAAUCACAAAUCGAGAUCGUAUAAUCGCCCAGCCCUACGUCAGAGUCUCUUUCUCUGAUUUCCUCCUCCUGACUCAGACGUCUGACUCCAACCCCCCGACCAAUCGGUGGCCUGUAGUGUGAUGAUGUCAGAUACAGCCGACUCAGCAGCUUAGAACCUCGGCAGAAUAGAUACAGAAAAGUAUCUACUCGGCACGUUAGACCCCUAGUGGGAAAGAACCAAACCGAAUAGAGGAGAGUCGGGCUGAGUAGAUACUAGUGGAAAAGCACCAUAUAUGUGUUCCGACUGCUUUCUCCAGGACGACACCAACACCUGGCUCUUCAACUCACCCAGUGCCUUAUCCUCCUCGUUAGUGUAGUUUGUGAUGUCUCAUUCCCCCGACCGUAUUCAAGUAGUCACUUUUAUGACAUCGUACCAAGGGACCGUGUACGUGUGCAGGACCUGGUGGUGAUUAACUCUGAACCGUUGGAGCUGCUGGGAGCAGCAGGACCAACCGUUUAACAAACCGCCUCCUUGUUUGGCUUCUGUUCUUCUUUGUAUUUUUACGUUUAUAUAUAUAUUUUUUCCCAUCUGUACUUUUUUUUAACUACUGUUCUUAACUAAGGAAAU
Molecule: messenger RNA, 4641 nt
Organism: Cololabis saira (Pacific saury)
Lineage: Eukaryota; Metazoa; Chordata; Actinopteri; Beloniformes; Belonidae
Product: palmitoyltransferase ZDHHC3-like
Exons: 6
Coding region: 136-1107 (323 amino acids)
Biological process (GO): protein targeting to membrane; peptidyl-L-cysteine S-palmitoylation
Cellular component (GO): endoplasmic reticulum; Golgi apparatus
Molecular function (GO): protein-cysteine S-palmitoyltransferase activity
Source: RefSeq, a predicted model, not a curated record